Messenger RNA from Cornus florida, 9441 nucleotides. RefSeq lists its product as uncharacterized. The record is from RefSeq and is a predicted model, not a curated record. Bases 205 to 996 code for a protein of 263 amino acids. Lineage: Eukaryota; Viridiplantae; Streptophyta; Magnoliopsida; Cornales; Cornaceae. The transcript has 4 exons.
UGGUUGUUCCAAAAGUGGCUUAAAGUGUACUUCCAAAAUAGAACUUCACCCCUAAUCACUCCAACUGGAAAAUCCCUUCUGUGUCAUUCUUUGGCAACCGCUGAUCCUUCUCUUUUCAGCUUUGCUGAAAACUUUGAAUAUUUCUACAAUCAAUGUGAGACUGGAAACGAUGAGUUCUUUGAUCCAUUCACUGCCAUUGGUCGCAUGCCAUCAUGGUUGGUUCCAUCUCCCAGAGUGUCUACCAAGAAACAUUCUGAAGAUUGGAAAAAUAUUUGGGUCAGCUUCCUUAUUGCUCGUGACCUCCAUUACAACACUGCUCAACCUACUUUGAAGAACAGUUUUCGUGGCAUUGAGUUCUACAACCCAGCCCAACUAGCAAGGCAAAUGGGCUUUACCCAAAUUAUUCCUUUGCCACCCUGCAAAUCUUACAACAGAUUCUUUGACCAACGUGUUCAUCUUACAGAUACUGAACAAUUUACAGCGAUUGACCAAGCCUACGCAGCAGAAAGAGCAGCUUUUAAUUUCAAAGGCCAUACUAGCAAGCCUCAAUCAACCAAUGAAUUCGAUGUAUUGUGGUUAGCUUAUAUCUCCUCCACCCGAACCAAGAAUCAGAAGGCUAUUUGUGAUUCCAUACUGGUAUCUUUCAAGCCUCUGUCUCCAGAUGAAGAAGAGGAAAUACUUGAAGAAAGUGAAGAGGAAGAAGGUGGAGAGAAAACCACCACAAUGGCUAGUAAAAUUGAGGGUGUAGCCGAAAGUGGUGAUGUAAGUAUUGAAAGUCUUUACUCAAGUGAUGAUGAAGAGGAGGAAGAAGAAGUGAAAGAGGAAGAGGAGGAUGCUUUAUACAAGGCAAAGGGAAAGGGAAAAACCUCUCAGGGACUGGCAAUUGUCAAAAAGGAAUUUCAGCCCCAAUUAUCCUCUUCUGAUGAAGAUUCUUCUGAUGGUGAAGUCGGCAUUUCCAAAGGGCGAACCACUACUCAGCAUUCCAGCAAAGCCUAAAAAUGCGUAGCCCUUCCGGAAAAGUUAUAGGAAAGGCUAAAAGGAAAAUCAUGCCUGAACUGGAAAAAACAGAAGAGUUCAAACAAACCGGAGACUUCCCAUAACACAAGAAACCAAAGUCAUCUAAAGAGCUUGUUUUGGGCUCUACUAUGGGACACAAUUUCAUGAAUAUCCACCUGGAUUGACAAGUUGCACAAUGAGAGGAUUUGGCCCUUCAAGCUUCAAUUAUGGAGAGUUUGACCAUCAAGAAUAAGAAAAGUCUGCCCAUUCCAACUUUCAUUAUUGGAAUAUCCAUUCCUUCCGGAACUGGUGGAACUUCUACUGGUCAUACUCCUUUCAUCCCAAAGGCAAGCCUUCAUUCCUUUACAGUUCGCCUCAUUUCUUUCUUUAUAUCUAAUAGAAACUUGUUUCCAUUUCAGGCAACUACUUCCUUAUCUACCUCAACCUCCUUUAUGAUGCAGAGGAGAGCCCUUCCAGCAUUAGCUGAUCUUUAUAAAGUGAUCAAGGCCACCAAAUCUUCCAGUACUUCUACUUCAAGUGCAAGUGUCCUCACACUUCCAGGACCUUCAGAUGAUGCUAUCAUGGUGGCUAAAGAAAAGUUGUUGUCUUAUCUUGCCCACGAUGUGGAGGAUGUAGUCUCUUUCCACUUAAGUCUAGCCAGUACUAUUGUGACCCUUAAAAAACAUUUUGGAUUUCUUGAGCCUAUCCAGGCUUCUUUGACCAAGCUGCAACACCAACUCGAAUUCAUUGUUGCCCAUGUGAGCUCCAGUACUUCUAUAGUUUCCAAGUAUGAAAAGGAAGCCAAGCUCAGAGAUAAAGCUCUUGAGGAUUUUCAACUCUCCUUAGAAUCCUACCCAGAAAUCAAGGAUCGGGCUGAAAAGAAUGAAGAACUGGCCAAAGUUCAAAGGGAAUUAGAACAAGUGCAACGUGAAGAACUUGAAUUGGACCAAACAGCUAAUGCCCUUGUCAAUGCGUUCGAACCUUUAAGGAAAGAAUGGGAAAAAUGAGUUGAAGCCUUUCCUAAAUUUAAGGAUGCAAAGUUUAAAGCAGUGGUUGUUCUUGGAGAAGCAAGGAAAAUUUGGAAUGAACUUGGAGGUGUUCUUGCCUCUAUCUGAUCUCAUGUGUUUCUCUUUAAGGUUCUAUCAUGUGGUUGUUUUUGGAAAACUUGUGGAUAGGAAAUAACUAAUGGGUACUUUUGCAUGGCCAAUCCUAGGUUUAGGAGGCCAUUUUUGAGUUUUGUAAUGAAAUCCAGUAUCUAAUGAGAUAACGCUCUAUUUCCCAACCCUUUGCAUGUGCCUCUUUCACACUUUAUAUGGAAAAGAAAUUUCUAAGUCACUGAAACUGGAAAAUAUCUUCACAUAUAUUUAUAAUAAGGCAUAGCCAUAUAAUUGGCUUUCCAUAACAAGGGAAAUUCAAAGAAAUAAAAGAAAUUGCCACAAUGGAAAUGCAUGUAUAUACAAGCAAGAUAAACAAUUUCCAGUAUGAUCAAAACCUGGAACAUAUAGCGUAGCCAAUUCCUUAAUGAAGUCUUCCAUACUUAGGAAAUCAGCUGAUCUUGGAAAUUCAACUAAGUCUGCUUCCUAACUUUAGCCAAUGUACGUUUCCAAGAACUUAGCCACUUACUGGAAUGAAUCAUUCCUCUAUUUUGACUUAGCUACUAAAAUGACCAAAGUAUGGUCAACAUUCAUCCUUUCCAACUUUCUGGUAACUUGGAAAGGAGUGGUACCAGCCACAUUAUGUGGCCGGUUGAAUGAGUGUUACUUUCUAAUCUUCAUAGAUGGAAGGGUGGUACUCUUUCAAGUACAUACCAUUCACAGGAUGCCUAUGAGACCCUCUAUCUAUAUCCAUCAAUCUAUAAGCCCCUUUUCCAAGGACUCGUUCUACCAAGUAAGGACUUUCCCAAUUAGGAGUCUAUUUUCUAUACUCCAAACUUUUAACUCCAGGUGGAAAUUUGACCUGCCAUACUAAGUCUCCUUCUACAAAUGUCUUUGUCUUGACCUUCUUGUUGUAUGCCCGCAUGACUUUUUUCUUUUGAGCAAUAAUAUGAUCCAAAGCAGUAAGACGAACUUUAUCAAGGUCUUCUAAUUCUGCAAACAUGGCAUGGUUGUAAUCUGCUGGAGUUAGCCUAUUUUGGAAAGCCACCCUUGCAGACCUGAUAGUCAUCUCCACUGGAAGGACAACAUCAUGUCCAGAUGUAAGCACAUAUGAUGUGACGCCUGUACUUGACCUUUUUGAAUUUUUGUAGGCCCAAAGAGCUUCAGAAAGCAAGUGAUGCCACUCCCUUGGAUGAUCCUCAAUCAUCUUUUCAAGGAUGUUGAGAAUUACUUUGUUGGAAGUUUUUGUCUAUCCAUUUGCCUGGGCAAAAUAUGGAGUGGAACUGAUCACUUGUACACCACACUCAGCACAAUAAUCCAAGACCUUGCUUCUAACAAAGGAUAGAUCCCUAUCAGUGGUGAUAGUCUCUGGAAUUCCAAACCUCUGUGUAAUGUGCUUCUUGAUAAAAUCAAUCGUCAUUGACUGCUCACAAGUCUUUAGUGGAAUGGCUUCCACCCACUUUAUGAAAUAAUCUAUUGCCACCACUAUAUGAGUAUGAUCAUCUGAAGAUGGAGGCCUUAUCUUUUUAAUAAAGUCCAAAGCCCACCCUCUAAAUGGCCAUAGUUUUACUAUCGGCUGUAUAUUAAUAGCUGGAACUCUUUAGACCGGGCCAUGUUCUUGACAUGCAAUACAAGUCUUGGCAAACUCUAUGCAAUCUUUCAAUAUGCCUUUCCAAUAAUAACCAUACCUUCUAAGGAGCCACCUCAUCUUGAUUCCAGCUUGAUGUGCUCUGCAUAUUCCAAGGUGUGAUUCUGCCAUUACCCUCAUGGACUCAUCCUUUCAGAGGCAUCUUAACAGAAGUCCAUCUUCUUUACUCUUCUUGUAGAGGUCCCCAUCAAUCAGAAUGUAAUGUAGUGCCAAAAGCUGAAUUCUCUUGUCCACUUUGGAGCUAGGCUCCUGUAAGAAUUGGAUAAUUGGUGUUCUCCAAUCAUCCAAAUCUAAUCCAUUUAUAUCAAUAUUGAAAACCUCCCAUGGUUUAUUGGCAAGUUUGAUUCUUUCUGGCUUUUCAGAUUGGAAAUGACUUGCCAUCUCAUACCGUAACUCUACCGAAGGAAAAAUCCUUCUUUUAACUGUGAUCAAAGCUUCUUCCACACUUGGUGAGACUUUCACUCGAGAGGCUAAUUGUGCUAGAUCAUCAGCCUCCGUAUUUAAAUGUCUAGGCCAAUAUUUGAGUUGAAAAUCAUUAAAUUGGCAAAGUAACUCUAAGGCCAAAGAGUGGAAAGGCCUCAGACGCUAGUUAAGACAUCUAUAUUCUUCAGAUAGUAGGCUAAGUGUCAAGUUGGAAUCUCCAAUAAUCUGGACCUUUUCCACCUUUAGCUCUAGCAGAAUCUCCAGCCCAAUAAUUAGUGCCUCGUACUCAGCUUGGUUGUUUGUACACUUGAAAUCCAAGAAGAAAGAAAAUUUGGUUUUCCUUCCUUUCGGAGAAAUGAUGACUAUUCCAUCUCCACCUCCAUCAUGAGUGCUUGAUCCAUCAAAUAUGAAAGUCCAAGGUGUGUAGUCAAGGUAGAGAUUAUCCACCUCAUCACAUAUUUCUGAAUCUAUCUUAGUGGAUGGAUGAUCUGCUAGAAAUUCUGCUACCGCCAUUCCUUUGACUGCCUUUUGUCGAAUAUACUUGAAGGAAAACUCCAUUAAGGCCAAUGACCACUUUCCAAUACGUCUAGUGAUCAAAGGCCUUGGAAGCAUAUACUUAAUCAAAUCUGUUUGAGAAAUGAUAUAUACGGCCAUUGGCAACAUAUAAGUUCUUAACUUCAUAGCCGCAUAGUAUAAAGAAAGGCACAACUUUUCAAUGGAAGUGUACUUACAUUCCACUGGAGUGAGCACCCUACUUAGAUAAUAGAUGGCUUGCUCUUUCCCCCAUUCAUUGUUCUGAGCUAAUAGAGUUCCAAUGAACUCAUUGGCAGCCGAUAAGUAUAAUCUUAAAGGCCACUUCUUGAUUGGAGGCAUUAGCACUGGAGGGUUGGCCAGGUAGCUUUUCAAACCUUCAAAGGCUUGCUGGUGCUGUUCUAUCCACUUGAAUUCCUCAGCACCCUUCAAUUUCAGCAAAGGGGAGAAAACAUGAGUCUUUUCAGCAUGGUUGGCAAUAAACCUCCUUAAAUAUCCAACCUGGCCGAGGAAUCACUGCAACUCUUUCUUAGUGGACGGUGGCUUUGCUUCAAUAAUUGCCUUUACUUUAUUUUGAUCUAUCUCAAUACCCCUUUGGUGGACCAAGAAGCCUAGGAAAUUUCCAGCUGAAACCCCAAAAGCACACUUCAAAGGAUUCAUCUUCAACUUGUGCUGCCUCAUCCUUUCAAAAGCCAUCUUCAAAUUGUGAAGAUGUUGAUCUUUUACCGAGGACUUGAUGACCACAUCAUCAAUGUAGACUUCCAAGAAAUGGCCAAUCAUGUCAUGGAAUAUGGCAUUCAUGGCUCUUUGAUAUGUUACUCCGGCAUUCUUUAACCCAAAUGGUAUGACAACCCAUUCAAAGGUUCCAAUGGAACCUGGACAUCUGAAGGCUGUCUUGGUAAUAUCUUCCUCUGCAAUGUAAAUCUAGUUGUACCCAGAAUGUCCAUCCAUGAAUGAAAGAAUUUUAUUCUUGGCAGCAGAAUCUACUAACUGGUCAGCAACAGGCAUGGGAUACUCAUCUUUUGGAGUUGUAAGAUUGAUAUUCCGAAAAUCCACACAUACCCUUAGUUUGCCAUUUGUCUGAACAACUAGAACUAUAUUGGAAAUCCAGUCAGCAUACCUGGCGGUUCUUAUAAAACCAGCCUUGUGUAGCCUUUCUAUCUCUUCUUCGACUUUUAGAACAACUUCUUGGGACAUCCUUCUUAGAGGCUGCUUGAAAGGCUUGAAACCUUCCUUAAUUGGCAAAUUAUGCUCUACCAGCUCUCUGGAAAGACCUGGCAUUUCCUCAUAGGUCCAUGCAAAGCAAUCUUUGUAUUCUUCAAGUAAGGAAAUCAAUUCUUUUCUAAAGAUUGGUUUCAAAAGCUUACUGAUGUAGGUAGGCCGAGGGUCCUGUUCUGUUCCAAGAUUAACUUCCAAAAGUGGAUCUUGUACUUAAGCCUUGAGAUAUUCUAACUUCGUUGGCGCCACCUUCAAGUCUGUUAGCUGGAUAGUAUCCAACUUGUCUUCAGUAUCUUCCAUAAUCUCCAAAACAUUGGUUGAAAAUGAAGCACCGGCAAUAGCAGCCCUUUCCAACCGUAGUUCGGCUAGAUAUACUUUUAACUUGGCAAGGCAGCAGUUAAUCACCUGGCCAAGUAUUCUAUUUUCUUUACGUUUCUCUUCCAUAAAAACUUUUGUUUGAAAUGUAUUGCUGAACACCGGCCUUGGGUAAAAUUGUUGGCCUUAGUGUUUCUUAGAAAAGUUCCCUUACAUCUUCUUCCGUAAGAGUCCUUCUCAUGGUGGCCUUCCUUGGACGACCCUUGCUAUCCUUUCCAAUAAAUCUGAUUGGAACGAAUUCUUCACUAUAUAACUCAGCAUCUGCAUAAAAAACCCUUGCCACAAAUGGCCGGCUAUCAUCUUCCACAACUUUUACCUCAUCUCCAUCCCAAAAUAUUAGCAUUUGAUGGAGCGAAGAUGGAAUGCAAAUAUUUGGGUGAAUCCAUUCACGGCCUAAGAGCAAAUUAUAAGUCGCUGUGGACUCAAUAACAAAGAAGGCUGUGAUGGAGUUCUAUCUCCCAUCGUUAACUCCAACGGUAGAAUGCCUUGUGUCUUCACUACUCCUUCCGUGAAACCGCUAAUGGAUACAUCUGUUAGAAUGAUGUCUUCAGGAGACUUUCCGAGCAUGUGCAAACAUUGACUGGAACAACAUUCAACACCGAACCAUUGUCCACCAGAACUCUUGCCAAGGGCCUUCCUUCCACUAGCACCUUGAUGUACAAAGGUUUGAGCUGCUGAGUUAUGCCAUAUGGUGGCUUUUCCAACACAAUUUUCUUUGGCCUUGUAGGGCUGUUCUCUUUAAUCACAACCCCCUUUAAUUUUUGGAGAUGCUCAGUUUUAUCUUCAAAAACCUCCUCUAUAUGAAUACCAUUAUUUAGUUCUAUAAUAGUUGGCCCAGAACUAGACUGUCCAAGACUUUCCAUGGGUGGACUUGUAUCUACUACAUCUCAUUCCAUUGAAUUGGGCUGAUUUGGCUGAGGCUCAAAAAGCAAAGGAAGAACCACUACCAUAUUGCAAGUAAAUUCACUUGGAAGGCUCCCAAAAUAGAUUUUCUUGCUGCUACUGGAACUGCUGGGAAUUUCUAAAUCUAUUUUAUCUUUCGUUGGAGGAUUGUCUGUAGUUAUGGAAUUUCCAACCUCUGAAUCAAGAUCUAGCAAAUCAUCAGGAUCUCUCUCUUUUCCUCUAGCUGGAAGCUCUGAUAAGUCUGACGGCUUAGUAGUCUUCUUUGGCCAACUGGACCAGCCAUGGUCUUUCUCCCAUAACCUUCUUUUAUCAGCCCUCUUCCUUUGCUGCCUUCGCUUUUAUGUACGGGUCAUAUAGGAAUCAUCAUGGAUAGGGAACUUGGGAUGAUCAAGCCUCUCCCACCUGUUACUUUGUAAGAUGGGAGGCUUAACCAUUCUUGGUCAGAGACGCUCAUUCUCCCUUCUAACCUAUACUUUCAAGGCCAUUUUUGGCCUGGAAGGCCUGUCACCUUCAGAACCUUUGUCUUGCCAUUUACUCCUUUCAAACUUUCUGCUAGGAGGACGAGAACCUGGCUGAUAGGAAAUUCUAUUCCUUUCCAAAUUCUUUGGAAGGAUUUUAGAUUUCCUUUCUGCUGCCUUUCUUUCUGGAUGAACCUGGCUUUCCUUCUCUGGAAUGGUUACAGUAACUGUGUUUUCCACCUUUUGGAAAGUUAGCCGAUCAUGGACCUUCCUUUUCUGACCCCGGUCACUAUUGGAGGGCUUUUCAUUCUGCUUCUCUUUUGGAAAGUCUUUACGGCAACCUUUAUUCUGAACUUUACACUUGGGGCAACAACCUUUAUCCAUGAUGUAGCCCAAAAUUAAGCUAAGCAAUUUCAACCUUUACAACAGUUAACAAUAUGCACAGUUUUGUACUUUCAUUCUGUUCUAUCCUUUAACAUAGCAACAUAAAACCAUCCAAACAGAAACUUAAUUAACACUUAACAUGUGAAUUAAGAAAUCCAGUAUACUCUUAACUCAGUUCAGAAAAAAAGUAAAACACCUAUAGUCCAAACAGUAUUCCAAAAACAACCCUGUACGCAUCAAAAUGGAAGAGCCUGCUCUAAAACUUUGGAGCAGGCUUUUUUUAGAGCAUGGAGCCGGCUCUAGAUAUCCUAGAGCCGGCUCUUUUGAUAGUAAAGCCUGCUCUUUCCUCUAUAGAGCCGGCUCUCCUUUUCUCUAAGAGCCUUCAGUCCCCUGUGUUGCGUUCCAACUUCUCUGCUCCUUCUCCGGCUGAUUCCUAUCACUCUGUGGUAUUUAAAACUGACCUUAGGAGUUUUGUUUGAGUCUAGAAGCAUCCCCAAGAUUGGUUUACAAUAAUUUGAAAACAAUUACAGAGUUUAAACUAAACCAAUAAACUAGCACGCUUGAAGAGCAACACUGAAACCAAUUUGCAAUAUCAGUUAUGAUCCAACCUCUCUGUUCCUCUUCACCCCUUCACUUAGGAGUCUUAUAUCAUCCCAAUAACAUCCCCAUGAUCCAUUUACAGAAGAUAAAAGCAGGUACGGUAACUAAAACUACAACAGAUUUUAACAUGCUUUAAUGAAUAGAACUGGAAACAAACAUACACAAACUGUAAACAUAUUUGAUUUUAAAGCAAACAGAUCAUCAACAAAGCAUAUAAUAAACACGUAAGUUUCAAUUACUAGUUAGUUCAACCCUAGAGAUUAUCUAGGUGCACAGAACACGAGCCAAGGGAAAGAGGAAGAUAAGAACUUGCCUGUGAUUUCAGUUAUAAAAUAUCGGCGUCGUCUCUAAGUUUUCCGGCAAAUACUGAACACCGGUAAACCUUCUAUUGCUCUGAAUCUAAUCCUCAAUCAACCUCCUUGGUCCUCUCUGUAAAAUUCCCCCUCAAGCCUUGCUCUGUUUUCUCUCACGUCUUUGUUUUCUCUUUGUGUUUCUUUUUGUGUCUUUGAUACGUGAAUAGGAGUGGUAUAAAGUCUUUUUAAAACCCUAAGUCGUCUUAAUGAUAUAUUUAUAGGUUUUAAACUAAAACCCUAAUCCAAAAUUUCUAUCCGAGAAGGAAACACAACUAAUGUUAUUCUCUACCUUGGCUAAAUACGUGAAACCCUAAAAGAAAUAAAACCCUACGAUAAACAUUAAUUUAAUUAAAUUCAAUAAAACAAAUAAUUAACAAUACAAUUAAUUAACAAACAAAUAUAAUCAAAAUGCAAUUCAUUCAAACAACAAGCAAAUAAAUUUCAAAUAAAUCAACUAA